Molecule: messenger RNA, 699 nt
Organism: Racocetra persica
Lineage: Eukaryota; Fungi; Glomeromycota; Glomeromycetes; Diversisporales; Gigasporaceae
Source: the annotation of a GenBank genome assembly
AUGUUCGAUCGAUCGAUCGAACGUAAGUAUGAGAACCCUGUGCGAGAAAAAGAUGUGAGCCUUUAUGGUUCUCUUAGAACACACCUAAAUAAUAUUGAUACAUCGGAAUAUACUUGGAGAGACCCGGAAGCAAGCAUGGUACUAACAUACGAAUCGAAAAUAGUACAAGAGUUGGGAAAAAGACAGAAGCGUGUAUUUAUGGAACCUCGUGAAAGUAUGAAAUGCGUUCUUCCCAAUUCCGUCAUAUCUAAGUGUAGCGAGUUCGUAGAAAAUUUCCGUAAUUUAAAUGUUCCAAGAGAUAUGGGAGAUAUUAUUCAUAAUAAUUUAUGGAAAGAGAAUGAAUUUGAAUUAUCGAAAACAGCAAAACGGAUUUUAAACGCACUAUCUGGUGUAACCCAGCAUUUGCGACUAGUACAUCCCGCAGAUGUUAUAGUUCCAUUACUUCGGGCAAGUUUGAAAAACCUUCCGAAUGACUAUGUUCUGCUUAAGCACGUAAGAGUUGAUUUAGCAGAACGUCAAAGUCUUGCAAGUAAGGCUCAAAGAAAUAUAGGUGUUGAAUGGCUUGGUUACGUUGAAUCCUCGCGCAUCAACUGUAGUAAAACUAAAAAAGAUGAUGAUUAUAUGAAGCUUUGGAGAGAAACGUUAGAUGGGGUAGCUGGCAAUAUAAUGUAUUUGAAUGUUCUUAUUAAGGAUGCGGGG